UUGAAAAACGACGUCGUUCCAUAUUAGGAAAAAAAAACGGCACACGGAACUACGGAAGACAGAAGAUUGACGAAGCAGCGCCGCACAGCAGCAUCUGAGGUUUAUUGGCCGGGAACUCAUAGAAAAACCCUUCCAUUCGCCCCCAGCCGUCAGCCGCCGGAAAAUCGUCCAGAACUAUUUUAAGUCUUCAAAUUCAAAGCAAUGUCUCGUAUUUGCGUGAAGAAUUUACCGAAGUAUGUAUCGGAGGACCGCAUACGAGAGUUCUUCUCCCAGAAGGGAGAAGUUACUGAUGCCAAGCUCAUGCGCACCUCAGAUGGGAAGAGUAGACAGUUCGGCUUCGUUGGAUUUAGGACAGAGCAAGAAGCCAAUGAAGCAAUCAAGUACUUUAACAGGUCUUUCAUGGAUACUUCUCAAAUUACUUGCGAGAUUGCUUGGAAAAUUGGUGAUCUAAAUGCCCCACGCCCAUGGAGUAGACACUCAUUGAAAAGGAAAGAGAUGCCAUGUGAAGUAGACAAGGAAAUACCAUCCUCAAAAAAUAAAAAGAAUAAAGGGUUAGAAGGGGACAAUAAGUUGUGCAUCGAGGAAAGUGAAAAUGAUGACCCUAAAUUUCAAGAGUUUGUCGAGGUUAUGCAACCUCGAAGUAAAUCUAAGAUGUGGGCAAAUGACUCAACUGUAGCUCCCUCUCUCACGGAAAAUAAAAAGCCAAUUGAGAAGAAAUGUCAAAUGCAGAAGGAAACUGCAGCCAUGACGAAUAGUGACAAUGAUGAUAAAUAUAAAGAACCAUUGAAUGAUUACAAUGCUGAAAAACAAAAGAGUUUUGUCUAUGAUGAUGUUGUGUCAGAUAUGGAUUAUUUCAAAAGAAGAGUAAAGGAGGACUGGUCAGGUUCAGAAAAUGAAGAUGAAGAUGAAGAUGAAAAUGAAGAUGAAGAUGAAGAUGAAGAUGAUGAUGGUGAUGAAGACUGCAAUGAGGAAGAAGAAACUUCAUUUAGAAAGAGCAGUAAUGUUAUAGAUGCCCAUGAGUUUGAUGAUAACAAAAAGGAGGGCACUGAUAGACAGUCUGUAGAGUCUAGCGGUGAAAUGCUUGAAUCAGGUGAUCCUUCACUUAACAAAGAUGAAGAAGCUAUUCUUGAGAGUGGACGCCUGUUUAUCCGCAACUUGCCUUAUUCUACUACGGAAGAUGAACUGGGAGAGCAUUUCAGCAAAUAUGGUAGUGUCUCAGAAGUUCAUAUUGUUGUAGAUAAAGAAGCGAGGCGGUCAAAGGGGUUUGCAUAUAUUCUUUACUCUCUCCCAGAAGAUGCAGCUAGGGCAUUAGAAGAGCUGGACGGUUCAAUAUUUCAAGGAAGAUUAUUGCAUGUUAUGCCAGCGAAGCAAAAAAUUUCUUCUAAGAACCAAGAGGUCAAUGGGUCUGGUAAACAAUCGUCACAAACACUCAAAGAUCAAAGACUGGAAGAUAGGAAGGCAUCUGAAGCGAGUGGAAAUACACAAGCAUGGAACACUCUAUUCAUGCGCCAAGAUACAGUUGUGGAAAAUAUUGCAAGGAGACUAGGUGUUAGUAAAUCUGAUCUUCUAGAUAAAGAAGCUUCCGAUCUUGCCGUACGUAUAGCCUUAGGAGAAACAAAAGUUAUUGCUGAUACAAAACAAAGUUUAGUGAAAGCUGGAAUAAAUGUUUCUUCUCUGGAAGAAUUUGCUGCUGGGAAAUCUGACAAUAUCAAAAGAAGCAAUCAUGUUAUACUAGUAAAGAACUUGCCUUACAGCUCAUCUGACAGUGAACUUGCAAAUAUGUUUGGGAAAUUUGGAGGCAUAGAUAAAGUUGUUCUUCCUCCAACUAAGACUUUGGCUUUGGUGGUCUUCCUUGAACCAGCUGAGGCACGCACAGCUUUCCGGGGGUUAGCAUACAAACGCUACAAGGAUGCUCCUUUGUAUUUGGAAUGGGCUCCUGGCAAUAUCCUUGAUCAAACAGGUGAUUCAGAUAAUACUAUGAUUGUUGGUGAGGGCGGCGAAGAAGAUGUCAAAAAAGUUUUACUAGAGCACCAAUUAGAAAGUACAACUGAUGCUGAUGUUGAUCCUGACAGAGUGGAGUCAAGGUCACUCUAUGUGAAGAACUUGAACUUCAAAACAUCUGAUGAGAGCUUAAAACAGCAUUUCAAUGGAAGCAUGAAAGACGGAAAAAUAAUAAGUGCCAGGGUGAAAAAGCAUACAAAGAAUGGGAAGAUUGUUUCAAUGGGUUUUGGAUUUAUUGAGUUUGAUUCUGUGGAUACCGCAAUAAAUGUGUGCAGGGAUUUACAGGGCACUAUUUUAGACGGACAUGCCCUGAUUUUGCAACUCUGUCAUGCUAAGGACAGACAAGGACAAGCAUUAAGCAAAGUUGAGAAGGACAAGAGCUCAACCAAAUUGCUUGUGAGAAAUGUUGCAUUUGAGGCAACAGAGAAAGAACUAAGGCAGUUGUUCAAUCCAUUCGGCCAGGUUAUGGAAAGAGCUAAAGAAGGAGAGAGCUUAGAGGAACUGCGAGCCCGCACAGCUGCCCAAUUCGCCGCGAGUGAGCACAAUGGCUUCCAACCGUCAUCUAAAUUAUCAAAGAAAAAGAAAGGCAUGGCUUUGGACAGAGUUUGAAAUGAAUGAAUCUCACAUUAGUAAGUGUUUCAUUUAAUCUUUUAUGUUGUGUAUGAUCCUUAGCCCUCUUGUUUAUGUUUGAAAUAAUUUUGAUUCAGAGGACAGAACCUUUUCCUCUUCAAUUUGUCUUGGUGAAGUCCAAUGGUAUUAUCUGGUUUAUAUU
Messenger RNA from Cuscuta campestris, 2773 nucleotides. The record is from the annotation of a GenBank genome assembly. Lineage: Eukaryota; Viridiplantae; Streptophyta; Magnoliopsida; Solanales; Convolvulaceae.